Messenger RNA from Gallus gallus (chicken), 3065 nucleotides. It is a transcript of the gene PLPPR3, whose product is annotated as phospholipid phosphatase related 3. The record is from RefSeq and is a predicted model, not a curated record. Bases 785 to 2797 code for a protein of 670 amino acids. Gene Ontology annotation, biological process: signal transduction; phospholipid dephosphorylation; phospholipid metabolic process. Gene Ontology annotation, molecular function: phosphatidate phosphatase activity. Lineage: Eukaryota; Metazoa; Chordata; Aves; Galliformes; Phasianidae. The transcript has 7 exons.
AUCCUCCACCGAUCCCUUUGUCUCGCACCCGACCCCCGCCCGCUCCCUUUACCGGCGCCCCCCGCCGCGUCCCCGCAGCGGUUCAGCGCCCCGAGAGCGGCCGGGAGCGGCGGGGCGGGGCGGGGGGCGGUGGGGGGCGGCGGGGAGGGGGCGGAGGAGGAGGAGGCGGCGGCGGCGACGGAGGAUACAGCCGCGUUCCGCCGAGGCAGAGCAGCCCCGCGCUGCGGGAGCCCCGCGGACGUCCCCGGCCCCGCCCGUGCCGCCCCCCGCCCGGAUUCCCCCCCCCCCAGGGGCGGCUACAGCCGAGGUGAGUGGGGGGGGGGGGGCGGCCGCGGGGACACAAAGGGCCGCGCCCCCUCCUCGCCCGCUCCGCGCCCCCCCCCCAUUCCCGGCCCCCGCCCGGGGCUGCGGCACCGCGCUACGAUCGUCCCCGGCUGCUGCGGGGCUGCCCCGCUACUGCCCCCCCCCCACCCCGGUACUGCACCCCGUAGCGUCCCUCCGCAUUGCCAUCCCCCGGUUCUGCCCCCAACCCCGGUACUGCCCCCCCGGUAUAUUAUAUUACCCUUAUAUUGCCCCCCUCCCCCCGCACCACCCCCUCAAUCCCCCCCCUCCACUCCAUCCCUCGUUGCACUCAAUACUUGUUGGAAGUUUCUGAGAGCUGAGGCCGGGGGGGUUCCCCAGGCCCCCACCCCCUGUUCUGCCCAACCCCUCCCCACAUCCCCCAUGACCCCGAGUCCCCACCCCACCUGUUGUCACAGCCCCCCCGCAGGCCCCCCCCAGGACCAUGAUCUCCCCGAAGGACAAGGCCAAGGCUCCCAAGGACAGCAUGACUCUCCUGCCCUGCUUCUACUUCGUGGAGCUGCCCAUCGUGGCCUCCUCCAUCGUGACGCUGUACUUCUUGGAGCUCACCGACCUCUUCAAGCCGGCCAAGGUGGGCUUCCAGUGCCACGACCGCGCGCUCUCCAUGCCCUACGUGGAGAGCAGCGAGGAGCUCAUCCCGCUGCUCAUGCUGCUCAGCCUCGCCUUCGCCGCCCCCGCCGCCUCGAUCAUGCUCGGGGAGGGCCUGGUGUACUGCCUGCAGUCCCGGCUGAAGGGCCGCGCCGGCACCGAGGGCAGCAUCAACGCCGGCGGCUGCAACUUCAACUCCUUCCUGCGCCGCACCGUAAGGUUUGUGGGUGUCCAUGUCUUCGGGCUCUGCGCCACUGCGCUGGUGACCGAUGUCAUCCAGUUGGCCACCGGCUACCAUGCGCCCUUCUUCCUGACCGUCUGCAAGCCCAACUACACGCUGCUGGGCACGCCCUGCGAUGCCAACCCCUACAUCACGCAGGAUAUCUGCGCUGGCACCGACAAGCACGCCAUCCUGUCUGCCAGGAAGACCUUCCCAUCCCAGCACGCCACGCUGUCUGCCUUCGCCGCUGUCUAUGUGUCGAUGUACUUCAACUCCACCAUCUCGGACAGCACCAAGCUCCUGAAGCCCAUCCUGGUCUUCGCCUUCGCCAUCGCCGCCGGCAUCUGCGGGCUGACGCAGAUCACGCAGUACCGCAGCCAUCCCACCGACGUCUACGUGGGCUUCCUCAUCGGCGCCGGCAUCGCCGCAUACCUGGCGUACCACGCAGUGGGCAACUUCCGUGCCCCCACCGAGAGGGUCCCGGUGCCGACUCCGGCCAAGGAUGCUCUCCGGGUGCUGACGCAGCGUGGCCACGACGCCGUGUACCAGCAGAACAAGUCGGUGAGCACGGAUGAACUGACCCCACGCCUGGAGGAGGAGGAGGCGGCCGUGCGCCCGGUGCCGCGCGACAAGAACUCGCUGGGCAGCCUGAAACGCGCCAGCGUGGACGUGGAUCUGCUGGCACCGCGCAGCCCCAUGGCCAAGGAGAACAUGGUGACCUUCAGCAACACGCUGCCGCGCGUCAGCACGCCUUCCAUGGAGGACGCGGCGCGCCGGCACAUGACCAUCCACGUGCCGCUGGACGCCUCGCGCUCCAAGCAGCUCAUCUCCGAGUGGAAGCAGAAGGCGAUGGAGGGCCGCGGGGCGGAGGAGGUGGACGAGGAGGUGCCCCCGGCGCUGUACCCCACGGUGCAGGCGCGCCCCGAGCGCACAGCGUUGGGCCCACGCGUGCUCCUCCCGCCCCGUCCCGGCGCUGCGCCGUUGGUGCACAUCCCCGAGGAGAGCGCGGCGGGCGGCGCUGGGGCCGUGAGGGCCAAAUGGGUGAUGGUGGCCGAGAAAAGCGCUCCCCGAGCCGCCAACCCCCCCCGGCUGAUGCAGGUGAUCGCCAUGUCCAAACCGCAGAGCGCGGCCCCCACCACCCCCAAGCACUCGGAAACCUCCUCGUCCUCCACCAGCUCCGACUCCUCGCAGUACCGCUCGCCUUCGGAGCGCGACAGCUCCAGCAUCGUCACCAUCGACGCGCACGCCCCCCAUCACCCCGUGGUGCACCUCAACGCCGGGAACGGGCCCUGGGAGUGGAAGGCGGCCCCGAAGGGCGCUGAGGAUGGCUACGAGCUGGGCGAGGUGGGGAAGGAGUUCCGUGCCUUCCACCCGGCCAAGAGCGCCGGCGUGUCGCCAGGAUCCUCGCUGAGCGACGUGGAGCAGGACGAGCCGCGCUACGGCAGCCUGGCGGCCAUCCAUGGGGCACCGGGGGGUGCGGAGAGGGGGGAUGUGGGUGAGGGGCUGCUGGGCGCUGCCAGCCGUGAGGCCACGCUGCGCAGGAAGGCGGCUGAGCGCGACGUGCUCACGGACUGCGACGCUGACGGCUUCUAUAGGAAACUGCCAGCAGGGCGCAGGUUUAAGGACUGAGCCCACCUCCCCCUCCCCAACCCUCCCCCCCCCCAUCCCCCAGCUGUGGGCCCGAGCACUUUGGACUCCGUUUUUCUCUCUAAAACAGGUGCUGAUGGGGUUUUUUUUCGGAGGGGGGGGGGGAGGAGGGGGGUUAAUUUAUUCGGAUGAUGGCGUUGUAGGUCUGCGGGGUGGGGGAACAGUCGGUGUUAAAAGGGCUUUGGUGGGGCUGCGGGGAAUGGCAGCACGUGGCUGUGUGUGCUUCAGGUGGGAGCGGUGGGGCUCAGCA